AGGAAGUCUGGAAGGGAAGAGAGAACAGAAGAGUUACAAAGCCCUCUUAGAAGAUCCAAUGCUGAAGUUCUCAGGCCUAUAUCAAGAAACUUGCUCUGACUUGUAUGUAACUUGUCAGGUGUUUGCAGAAGGAAAACCUCUUGCUCUACCAGUUAGGACUUCCUACAAAGCUUUUAGCACUAGAUGGAACUGGAAUGAAUGGCUGAAGCUGCCUGUGAAGUAUCCAGACCUGCCCCGCAACGCCCAGGUGGCUCUGACCAUCUGGGACGUGUAUGGACCCGGGAAAGCAGUUCCCGUGGGAGGAACAACGGUCUCGCUCUUUGGGAAAUACGGUAUGUUUCGUCAAGGAAUGCACGAUUUGAAAGUCUGGCCCAACGUAGAAGCUGAUGGCUCAGAGCCCACCAAAACUCCUGGGAGAACCAGCAGCACGGUCUCUGAAGAUCAAAUGAGCCGCUUGGCAAAGCUCACCAAGUCUCAUCGGCAAGGGCACAUGGUGAAAGUGGACUGGUUGGACAGACUGACCUUUAGAGAAAUAGAAAUGAUCAAUGAGAGGGAGAAACGAAGUUCUAAUUUUAUGUACCUGAUGAUUGAGUUCCGUUGUGUCAAGUGUGAUGAUAAAGAAUAUGGAAUAGUUUACUACGAAAAGGAUGGUGAUGAAUCGUCUCCAAUAUUGACAAGUUCUGAAAUUGUUAAGAUUCCCGAUCCCCAGAUGUCUAUGGAGAACUUAGUAGAAAGCAAACAUCACAAGCUGGCUCGAAGUUUAAGAAGUGGACCUUCUGAUCAUGAUCUGAAGCCUAAUGCAGCUACCCGAGAUCAGCUCAAUAUCAUAGUGAGUUACCCACCAACAAAGCAGCUAACGUAUGAGGAGCAGGAUCUGGUUUGGAAAUUCAGAUACUACCUUACUCAUCAGGAGAAGGCCUUGACAAAAUUCUUAAAAUGUGUCAACUGGGACCUCCCACAGGAGGCGAAGCAAGCGCUGGAGCUGCUUGGCAAGUGGAAGCCCAUGGAUGUGGAAGACUCUCUAGAACUUCUGUCAUCUCACUUCUCCAACCCCACGGUCCGGCGCUACGCUGUCGCUCGCCUUCAGCAGGCUGAUGAUGAGGAUUUGCUUAUGUACCUGCUACAGUUAGUCCAGGCGUUGAAAUAUGAAAACUUUGAUGACAUAAAGAAUGGACUGGAACCUAGCAAGAGGGACAGUCAGGGUCCAAUGUCAGAAAGCAUGGCAACGUCGGGAACCAAUGGUGCAGAAAUAGACAGUUCCCAGAUCAUGAGUCCUAACCCACCUGUUUCUUCACCACCUCUCACUUCUAAGACAAAGGAGCUUGCAGACAACGAAAACCUGGAUCAAGACCUUUGCACUUUCUUGAUAUCACGAGCGUGCAAAAAUUCCACGUUGGCAAACUACUUGUACUGGUAUGUAAUAGUGGAGUGUGAAGACCAGGACACGCAGCAGAGGGACCCAAAGACUCAUGAAAUGUACUUAAAUGUGAUGAGAAGAUUUAGUCAGGCUUUGCUGAAGGGUGAUAAGUCUGUCCGAGUCAUGCGCUCCUUGCUGGCCGCUCAGCAGACGUUUGUGGACCGGCUGGUCCAUGUGAUGAAGGCAGUGCAGCGUGAAAGCGGGAACCGUAAGAAAAAGAAUGAGAGGCUUCAGGCGUUAUUAGCAGAUAACGAAAAGAUGAAUUUAGCAGAUAUGGAACUUAUUCCACUUCCUCUGGAACCUCAAGUGAAAAUUAAAGGGAUAAUCCCUGAAAAAGCCACACUCUUCAAGAGUGCCUUAAUGCCUGCCCAGUUAUUCUUCAAGACAGAAGAUGGGAGCAAAUAUCCUGUAAUUUUUAAGCACGGGGAUGAUUUACGUCAAGAUCAACUUAUUCUUCAGAUUAUUUCGCUCAUGGAUAAGCUGUUAAGGAAAGAGAAUCUGGAUUUGAAGCUGACACCCUAUAAAGUCCUGGCAACUAGUACAAAACAUGGCUUCAUGCAGUUCAUUCAGUCAGUACCAGUUGCAGAAGUUCUUGCUACUGAGGAAAGUAUACAGAACUUCUUCAGGAAACAUGCACCUAGUGAGACUGGUCCUCAUGGAAUAAGUGCAGAGGUGAUGGACACGUACGUGAAGAGCUGUGCUGGUUACUGUGUAAUUACUUACAUCCUUGGAGUUGGAGAUAGACAUCUGGAUAAUCUUUUGCUAACAAAAACAGGUAAACUGUUUCACAUUGACUUUGGUUACAUUUUGGGUCGUGACCCGAAGCCGCUGCCUCCCCCGAUGAAGCUGAAUAAGGAGAUGGUGGAGGGCAUGGGAGGCACGCAGAGCGAGCAGUACCAGGAGUUCCGUAAGCAGUGCUACACGGCCUUCCUCCACCUCCGCAGGUAUUCCAACUUGAUCUUGAACUUAUUUUCCCUCAUGGUGGAUGCCAACAUUCCAGAUAUCGCGCUUGAACCUGACAAGACUGUAAAAAAGGUGCAGGACAAGUUUCGUUUGGACCUGUCUGAUGAAGAAGCUGUCCAUUAUAUGCAGAGUUUAAUUGAUGAAAGUGUACACGCCCUCUUUGCAGCCGUGGUGGAGCAGAUACACAAGUUUGCACAG
Messenger RNA from Merops nubicus (carmine bee-eater), 2578 nucleotides. It is a transcript of the gene PIK3C3, whose product is annotated as phosphatidylinositol 3-kinase, catalytic subunit type 3. Gene Ontology annotation, cellular component: membrane; phosphatidylinositol 3-kinase complex, class III, type I; cytoplasm. NCBI's taxonomy places the organism in Eukaryota, Metazoa, Chordata, Aves, Coraciiformes, Meropidae. The transcript has 23 exons. Gene Ontology annotation, biological process: autophagosome assembly; phosphatidylinositol-3-phosphate biosynthetic process; endocytosis. The record is from RefSeq and is a predicted model, not a curated record. The annotation marks the transcript as partial. Gene Ontology annotation, molecular function: 1-phosphatidylinositol-3-kinase activity.